Molecule: messenger RNA, 2968 nt
Organism: Toxotes jaculatrix (banded archerfish)
Lineage: Eukaryota; Metazoa; Chordata; Actinopteri; Toxotidae
Product: tyrosine-protein kinase CSK
Exons: 13
Coding region: 301-1653 (450 amino acids)
Biological process (GO): adherens junction organization; protein phosphorylation; regulation of Fc receptor mediated stimulatory signaling pathway
Molecular function (GO): protein binding; ATP binding; protein tyrosine kinase activity
Source: RefSeq, a predicted model, not a curated record
CAGGCCUCGCAGAGCUCAGCCACAUACACACACAUACACAUUCAUGCGCAAACAUACACACACACAUAUGCAGACAGAGUACGGACAACCGUCAAAGCAAAGCCACGUUUGGGAUUGUCUAACCUUAACGCUGCAAAACCUGGAUGCCCCCUAACCGCAGGAGUCAUCCUAAUGGGCCUUCGCCGCUGAUUUACAGCAACAUCUGGUCGACACCACAGUGGUAUCUUUUGGCUCUGAUGGUACUAGCUGAACAGUGACCGCUUCCUGCCUGAGGACACCUGCUCCCCAAUUCCCUUCAUCAUGUCUGGGAUUCAUGCACCAUGGUCGACUGGCACAGAGUGUGUAGCCAAGUACAACUUCCCAGCUACCAACGAACAGGACCUUCCCUUCUGUAAAGGAGAUGUACUGACCAUCAUCGGAGUUACCAGGGAUCCCAACUGGUACAGAGCGAGGAACACGGUGGGCAGAGAGGGCACCAUCCCAGCUAACUAUGUCCAGAAAAGGGAAGGAGUCAAGUCAGGAGGGAAACUCAGUCUUAUGCCCUGGUUUCAUGGGAAGAUAACUCGGGAGCAGGCCGAGCGGCUCCUCUAUCCUCCGGAGACGGGCUUGUUCCUGGUGAGGGAGAGCACCAACUAUCCCGGCGAUUACACCCUAUGCGUCAGCUGCGACGGCAAGGUGGAGCACUACCGCAUCAUCUACCACAACGGCAAGCUCACCAUCGACGAGGAGGAGUACUUUGAGAACCUCAUGCAGCUGGUGGAGCAUUACACCAAAGAUGCCGACGGUCUCUGUACCAGGCUGAUUAAACCCAAGUUGAUGGAAGGAACGGUGGCAGCACAAGACGAGUUCUCCAGGAGCGGCUGGGCCUUGAACAGAAAGGAGCUGAAACUGAUCCAGACCAUUGGCAAAGGGGAGUUUGGAGAUGUGAUGGUCGGAGACUACAGGGGGACCAAGGUGGCAGUCAAGUGUAUCAAAAAUGACGCCACAGCGCAGGCUUUCAUUGCUGAGGCCUCUGUCAUGACGCAACUGAGGCACAACAACCUGGUGCAGCUGCUAGGAGUAAUUGUCGAGGAGAGGGGCAGUCUCUACAUCGUCACAGAGUACAUGGCCAAGGGGAGUCUAGUGGACUACCUGCGCUCCCGAGGACGGACUGUGCUGGGUGGAGACUGCUUACUCAAGUUCUCACUUGACGUGUGUGAAGCCAUGGAGUACCUGGAGGCCAACAACUUCGUCCACAGAGACCUGGCAGCGCGUAACGUGCUGGUGUCCGACGACAACAUCGCCAAAGUCAGCGACUUCGGCCUCACCAAGGAGGCCUCCUCCAUACAGGACACUGCCAAGCUGCCCGUCAAAUGGACCUCCCCCGAAGCACUAAGAGAGAAGAGGUUUUCCACCAAGUCAGAUGUCUGGAGUUAUGGAAUCCUACUUUGGGAGAUCUACUCCUUUGGGCGCGUGCCUUACCCUAGAAUCCCGUUGAAAGAGGUGGUGCCCCGGGUAGAGAAGGGGUACAAGAUGGACGCCCCAGACGGCUGCCCGCCCGUGGUGUAUGACCUGAUGAAGCAGUGCUGGACCCUGGACCCCGUCGUGCGGCCCUCCUUCCGCAUGCUGAGGGAGAAGCUGCAGCAUAUCAGAGCCAAGGAGCUCUACCUGUGAAGAGGAGGCGUGGGAGGGAGGGAGUGGGGGCGGGGGGCGUAGGAGGAAGAGGAGGGUGGGGUGAGACGCAGCCGAGCGCAGCUGUAAAAUGGGGGGAGGAGGAGAAGAGGGACCACAGCACCUUCCUCCUGCCUGCCCUGCCUGUUUACCUGUAGGACUGCCAUACUGUGCCCCCCUUCCUUGACCUCAGACGUCCACCAGCCGUCCUCUGCUUCCAUGCAGAGACUGUUUUCCUGUUUGUGUUGUAUAGCUUUUGCCAGACAGUUUCCUCUUCUCUCGACAGGCCACUGCUCUUCCCUCCUUCUAUACCUGCCGCUGCUCACUCGCUCUCUCUCUCUCUCUCUGUCUCUUCUCUCUUGGUCCAAGUCUCUCUUCUCUCUUCUCUCUUCUCUCCCCUACCUGGAAGGUCCUUUUUCUUUCUGUCCUAUUUUUUUUCCUUCCCUCCUCCUCCUCUCCUGAACAUGGCAUUAACUGGAGGGGAGGCUGGCCUUUUCCUCCACGUUGGUCAGGUGCUCUUUCUUCUUCCCCUCACCCCUUCCAUCAUUCCUGGUUCUCUGUAUCACCGUGUGACUCUGCAUGCCUUUCAGCCCAGCUCUCUGUCAUUCCAUCCUUCCUUCGAUCCCUCCCUCCCUCCCCUCGGCGUGGUGUCAGGUGUGGGGCCUUCGCUCUGUGCCAAAGUGCCUCCAGUCUACAGAGCUCCAGACUUCCCUCCAGCACUUCUUUCAAUUGGACUGUUGUGGUUUGUUUUUUUUUUUUAAUUACUUUUUUUUAAGGAAUCUUUUUUAUUGCUUUCUUUUUUUUCAGGGAGGUUAUCAAACCAUUUUUUAGUGCUGUCUCCCCCACCUCCACCAUGUCCCCAUCAGACUGGAUUUUUUUUUUAAUGUCCACGAAGAGAGCCUGAACAGGAAGACAGAGGAAAUGGGGGUCAGUAUCAUGUUUGUCCUCCAACCAUGACAGCCCAGAGGAGCGGUGUAAGGGGGGGGGCAGGUCAAUAACAGGAGGAGAAGGGGGAGAGGCAGUUCACAAACAUGGUCGAUUCAUCAUAUGUGGGCUUGUUUUUAUAUCAAAAUAUAUUUAAAGGAUUAAAAAAAAAAAAAGAACAAGGAAAAAACUGACUGGGGCAGAGAAUUUAAAAAAAGGAGGACUUUCAGAAGCCAGGGGUCUCUUGGCGUUAGGAAUGUUCAGUGUUUCUGUGAAUGCUGGGGUCGGGGUGGUGCAUGCUGUGUGUGAGAGGCCUUGGGUUCAACUGUCAGUGCUUUCAAUGUUCAUUGUUUUAUUAUGCUAUCAUGAUUAUGAAUAAAUCAUUCCAUCUGAA